Acanthochromis polyacanthus (spiny chromis) is the source of this 1763-nucleotide messenger RNA. Its product is annotated as solute carrier family 22 member 5-like. NCBI's taxonomy places the organism in Eukaryota, Metazoa, Chordata, Actinopteri, Pomacentridae. The transcript is spliced from 11 exons. Bases 75 to 1724 code for a protein of 549 amino acids. Gene Ontology annotation, cellular component: membrane. Gene Ontology annotation, biological process: transmembrane transport. The record is from RefSeq and is a predicted model, not a curated record. Gene Ontology annotation, molecular function: transmembrane transporter activity.
AACAUCGGAACACCACGGGAUACAGUUUUAGGCGUGUAGAACAGGUUACCAAGAUAGAAAGGGAAUACCUGACUAUGAAGGAUUAUGAUACCACUGUUGCUUUCCUGGGUCAGUGGGGACGCUUCCAGCUGAUUUUUUUCUUCCUGCUCUGUUCUACCAUCGUGCCCAAUGGAUUAGGUGCUUUCACACUUAUUUUCCUGACUGAUGUACCAAGUCACCAGUGCCUCGUGUCUGACACCAACAUCACAGAAGACUGGCGUAAAAGUAUCAUCCCCGUAGAGGUGGUGAAUGGAAAACCAGAGCUGAGCAGUUGCAGCAGAUACCGGCUGGAUGUGGUCAGAAAUCUCUCCGCUCUGGGAUACAUUCCUGGCAGGGACGUGAACCUCACUGACCUGGAGCAGGAGGGCUGUGUGGACGGGUGGAGCUACAGCAAAGACAUUUAUCAGUCUACCAUCGUGUCUGAGUUUGACUUGGUGUGCACUGAUCAAUGGAAGCGGCCGUUCACCACCUUAGUUUUCUUUCUGGGAGUUCUUUUUGGAUCAGUCUUCUCAGGACAGCUGUCUGACAGAUAUGGAAGGAAACCCGUUCUUUUUGCAACCAUGGCAGUGCAGACAGUUUUUGUCUUUGUUCAAGCCUUUGCGACUUCGUGGGUUGUGUUCAUCGUCUUGCUCUUCUUCAAUGGUUUGGCACAGAUAAACUAUCUAUCUGCUUUAGUGCUGGGUGCUGAGGUUUUGACUGGAAAUGAACGUGUCCUUUUCUCAUCUUUGGGUUCAUGUUUAUCCUUUGCCAUUGGCUACAUGACGCUCCCUCUCUUUGCUUACUUUUUGAGGGACUGGAAAUCUCUGCUGUAUGCUUUGUCUGUGCCUAGUGUGGUGUUUAUCCCCCUCUGGUGGUUCAUCCCAGAAUCUCCUCGGUGGUUGAUCUCUCAAGGAAGAGUGGAGGAAGCUGAGGCCAUAUUGAGGAAGGCCGCUAAGUGGAAUAAAGUUCAAGUUCCAAAGACCAUCUUUGAAGAUUGCAAUGUCACCAAGACAAGGACACACUCGAAGGAACAGUACACCGUCUUAGACCUGCUGAGGCUAAGGAGCGUCAGAGCCACAACUCUCAUCGUCUGCUUGUUGUCGUUCAGCCUUUGUGUAGGCUACUUUGGCCUGUCCUUCAAUGCGGCCCAGCUCCAUGGUGACCCCUACAUCAGCUGUUUUCUCGCCGCUGUCGUGGAGAUUCCAGCCUACAUUUCCAGCUGGGUGGCUUUGCGAUACUUUCCACGACGGCUUUCUUUAGUAGGUUGCUUCCUGCUUGGAGCAAUGCCACUAUUCUUUAUUCAACUGGUGCCAGAAGAUCUACCAAAUCUGUCUCUUACUCUGGAGUUGGUGGGCAAAUAUGCAUUUACCACUGGUAUCUCCUUGAUAUUUGCCUACGUCGCAGAGCUGUACCCAACAGUGUUAAGGAACACAGCGACGGGGAUAUGCAUGGCUGUUUCCAGAAUGGGAAGUUGCAUUUCCCCUUUUGUGUUAAAUUUGCGUGUGUACUUUACAUUCCUGCCCUAUAUAAUAUUGGGAGCUCUGGCUGUGUUGUCUGCCUUUGCCACUCUGUUCCUCUCAGAGAGUUUUAAACAACCUCUACCUGAAACUAUCCAACAAGUGGAAGAAAGAGAGAGGAUGAAAUGUCCAUGCAAAAGUAGAAAAAAGACUCCACUAUCAGUGAGACAACAGGACAGUCCACUGUGACUAGAUAACAACCUCCACAAUCAUGGAGUUUGAGGCGCC